AUGGCCUCGACAACCCUGGUUCUUGAUGGACUCCCUAGGAGCAUUUUGACUAAUGUUCUUGAUUUGCUUGAGCUCAGAGAUCUCUGCAAUUUCUGUCUGGUAUCACAAGGCUUUGCCGCGAGGUGUCGCGAGAACGCUGCCUUCCAGAAAUAUUUCUUGACGAAAACGUUGAAAUGGACUUUCAUCCAUCAAAUACAGGAAUUCGUCCAUCUUACGCAUGAAAACCGAAUGGGUUGCCUGGUACGGAACCUGCGUAUUGUGGGUGUAGUCGGCAUACCACCAGCUACUGAACUUCAGUCUUGCAUCACACUGCUUGCACAAGCUUUCACCAAUCUACGGCUGAAUUCGACGCAUGCCGGCUUGCAAUCUAUUACCUUACUAGUCGAGGUUCAAGUUGAGGAUGGUGACGACCAUAGUGAGCUAGUGUCUGUUGAAAAAGUCCGUGAUUGGAAGCAAGUCUGGCAUACUGCCGCACAGACUUUCCAAAUAGUAUCGUUGGCGCUUGCGGAAAGUGCCUUAUCGGUUGAAAUGUUGGAUGUGUUUAGCACCGUUAAUCGGUGUAGCCUGGCCUGCGAUCAGAUUGGCCAGGUCCUAGAUGCCCUGCAAAUGUCUCGUGCAUUAGGGAAGUUGAAGUCUGUUUCACUGAGCCUAUCACAUCAUAUGGUGGAGGAAGAUUCUGUUGGCAAACACCACACAGCCGCUCAAAGUCACGCUGUCGAUAUUGCUCGUCUUCUGGAACUAUGUCAACAAGUGGAAAAGCUUGAAUUACACUGGUACAACCUACGUCAGAUAAAACUGGACAAAUCAGACGUAGAGGAAAGGCAGUUCCUCACUCGUGUACUACAGUCAACGCAUUUCGGCCAACUACAGCUUUGUCAAUUGAAAGGGAUAUACACAGAUGAGAUUACACUUCUUACCUUUCUUCAAAAGGCCAGCCAGCUAUGCGGUCUCAGCAUGGAGUGGGUUCAUCUGCAUACAGGCAAGUUUAGACCUAUAUUCGACUACCUGACCACCCACGCCAGUCACUUGAACGAACUACACUUGAACAAUCUUUGGGAAAGUCGCUUGAUCUACUUUUACGGACCAGGGAAACCGCAUUUCCCUACUAGCUCUGCUAGCGACGGGCCCAACAAUUUGACUAGAAGAGGAGUCGAUUGUCAUCGCACAAUACGAUAUCGCUUCUCCAAAGGGUUUGUACGUGGUUCUGCUCAAGCAGCCAAUGGGCGGCGUAGAAACAACAUCCUAUACGGUCCUCCGUAUGGUGAAAUAAGAUAG
Messenger RNA from Talaromyces marneffei, 1275 nucleotides. RefSeq lists its product as uncharacterized. The record is from RefSeq and is a predicted model, not a curated record. Gene Ontology annotation, molecular function: protein binding. The transcript has a single exon. The coding region runs from base 1 to 1275 and encodes 424 amino acids. Lineage: Eukaryota; Fungi; Ascomycota; Eurotiomycetes; Eurotiales; Trichocomaceae.